Molecule: messenger RNA, 2936 nt
Organism: Cannabis sativa
Lineage: Eukaryota; Viridiplantae; Streptophyta; Magnoliopsida; Rosales; Cannabaceae
Product: probable leucine-rich repeat receptor-like protein kinase At1g35710
Exons: 2
Coding region: 191-2800 (869 amino acids)
Biological process (GO): protein phosphorylation
Molecular function (GO): ATP binding; protein binding; protein kinase activity
Source: RefSeq, a predicted model, not a curated record
AUGAUCUGUCUUCCACUGAAAGUCUGAAAGCGUUGAACCAUGAGAUCAGUCUAACUAAAUUAGCAUAUAUCUCUUAUAUAUAUAUAAUCAUUAUUAUCAUCAAAAAAACCUUAAAUACAGACUCAGGUCCUGUAAAUCAUCAUUACACAUAAUUAAUUAGACACCCUAAUUAUAUUACAAAUAAUUAGAAAUGAUAGCUUACAUUUCUAAAACUAGUAAUAACUCACUAACACUCUUAUGGGUGAUUAGUAUUGCUUUCUUCAUCAUUGUAGUCAAAGCUUCCCUUCAAGACUCACAUGUUUUUUCUCUACUACAGACCAAUUGGUGUGAAGACCAACACACCAGGCAGCACUGCCAAUGGCAAGGCAUCAGUUGUGACGAUAAUGAUCACAUUACUGAAAUUUCUUUACAUGAUAUUAAUGAUGGGCUGGCUUCAAUGGAGCAAAGAAUGUUAAAGAAUCUCAAUUUCAGUUGUCUUCCAAAUUUAGCUACUCUUGAUCUAUCUAAAGCAGGAGUUGUUGGGGUUAUUCCACGGGAGAUAGCUCAUCUUACAAAGCUCAUCCACCUUGACCUUUCCUACAAUGUUCUAACAGGUGAGAUACCUCUUUCACUAACAAACCUUUCUCAUUUGAAAGUACUUGAUCUCUCUUACAAUGAACUCAUUGGUUCCAUUCCUGAGUCCAUUGGUCUUUUGAUCAACCUUACUCGUUUAGAGUUGUGGGAUAAUCAAAUCAAUGGUUCCAUUCCUAACAGUAUAGGAAAGUUAGAGAACUUACUCUACCUAGAUCUAAACCCCAACUACCUCAGCGGACCGAUUCCCUCGGCUUUAUUUCGAUUAACCAAAUUAACUCAUCUCGAUAUUUCAAAUAACAAACUUAAUGGUUCUAUCCCUAAAGCUUUGGGUAAUUUAACCAAUUUGUCGUAUUUAUCUCUUCAGUUAAACCAAUUUAUUGGUUCCAUCCCUCCAGAAAUUGGCAACUUGAGAAGCCUAAAAGACUUACAACUCAAUCAAAACAACUUAUCUGGCUCCAUUCCUCAAGAAAUAAAAAACUUGAGAAACUUAGAAAUUUUGUACCUGAGUCAAAACCAUUUAACUGGUUCUAUCCCUCCAGAAAUUGGAAAGUACUUGAGAAACUUAAUAUAUUUGGUCCUAAGUCAAAAUCAUUUAACUGGUACUCUCCCUCCACAAAUUGGAAACUUGAGAAGCCUACAAACAUUGGAUCUUGGACAAAACAAAUUCAUCGGUUCCAUCCCCUUAGAAUUCCAAUUUUUAAGAAAUCUAACAUAUUUGGACCUUAGUUUUAAUGAGAUCACAGGUCCAAUUUUCCCUUCUUUGAUUGGUUUAUCAACUAUUCAAAAUCUUUACUUGAGUUCAAAUAGAAUCAAUGGUUCUAUAGGUAAAGAUAUUGAGAAUCUUUCAAAAUUGAAAAUUAUGGAUGUGUCAAAUAACAAUAUAUCAGGGAUCAUCCCGACCCAAUUUGUCUCCUUAUCAUACUUAGCCUACUUGAAUCUUUCUAACAAUAAUUUCAGAGGUCCAAUAGAAGAUGCCCUUCUCAAUAAACUAUCUACAGGAACAUCUGGACAUGAGUUAUUGUCUGACUUAUUUAUUGGAAAUAAGGAUUUAUGUUGCGAUACCAUAAGUGUCUUCCCAAAUUGCCCAAGAUCUUCCCGGACUAAAAAGAAUAUUACAAUAGUUAAAAUUCUUCUUCUCAUCAUCAUCUCAACCAUCUUCCUUUGCAUCGGGUUUGUCGUGAUUCUGAAACGCUGCCUUAAAACAAGAAAUGUUCUGCCUGAAGCAAAAUCAAAUACAAGAAAUGGCGAUAUAUUUUCAAUCUGGAAUUAUGAUGGAAAAAUUGCAUUUGAAGAUAUCAUCAAAGCAACAGAAGAAUUUGACAUCAAGUAUUGCAUCGGAACAGGUGGGUACGGUAGCGUGUAUAGAGCACAAUUACCUAGUGGAAAAAUAAUCGCAUUAAAGAAGCUCCAUGGUUCAGAGAUUGAAAAGCCAACUUUAAAAGAAAGUUUUCUCAACGAAGUAGAGACUUUGACAAAAAUACGCCACAAAAGCAUUGUGCAACUCCACGGAUAUUGUUUACACAAAAGAAGUAUGUUUUUGAUUUACGAGUACAUGGAAAGAGGAAGCUUGUUUUAUGUGUUGAACAAUGAUAAAGAGGCUGUUGAUUUGAGUUGGAGCAAAAGGGUUAAUGUCAUCAAAAGCUUAGCUCAUGCAUUAUCUUACAUGCAUCAUGAUUGUGCUCCUUCCAUUGUUCAUCGUGAUGUAACUACCACCAACAUCUUGUUAAACUCACAAUUAGAAGCUUUCUUAUCUGAUUUCGGUACAGCAAGAUUAGUUGAUCCUGAUUUUUCGUAUCAAACCAUGAUUGCCGGUACAUAUGGUUAUAUUGCUCCAGAAUUUGCCUACACCAUGACUAUAACAGAAAAAUGUGAUGUUUUUAGCUUUGGAGUGGUGGCGCUUGAAACUUUAAUGGGCAAACAUCCUGCUGAAUUAUUAUCUUUGGUAUUGUCGACAUCAUCUUCCUCACUACUUCAAAAUAAGUUACUGAGUGAGAUAAUAGACCAACGCUUGUCACGACCGAGAAAUCGCUUCAUCGAACGAGAUGUUGUUCUUGUUGCAAUACUAGCAUUUGCGUGCUUAAAUGUCCAACCGAAUUGUCGGCCAACAAUGUUGCAAGUUUCACAACAACUUCUUGCUCCGAAAGGACUUUUAGCCAAGAGUUUCAGUGAAGUUUUAGUAGGGCAACUCAUGAUCCCAAAGUGUUUAUUAGAAGAUGUUGAAACUUGAAAGUGAGGUUCAUUGAUAUGUUUUCAUCUGCGUGGCUUCACUAUUUUUUUUUUUCUUUUUUUGUAAACUAUAUGUAUAUGAUGUCCUCUUAAUUUUUCCUAGUUCAAGAUUUUAAUUAGUCAAUGAUGUUAAUUAA